AUGCCUAACGGACUACUUUCCGACGUCGGCACAAAGAACGAGGAACUGUGGGAGCAAGCGUUAGCAGACUCGAAAGCCAACAACGACAACAUCUACCCAGACAACCCCUUUAACGGUGGGAGAGGCAGAGGAAGAGGAGAAAUGAGAGGAAGAGGAAAUUUCACUCAACAACCAUGGAGAGGAUCGAGUAGAGGUUCAGGAAAUUUUGGGAAUGGUUUUGGUGGUAAUUUUGGAGGAAGUUUUGGAGGAAGCUAUGGAGGAGGUUAUGGAGGAGGAUUCGGAAGAGGCAGGGGAUCAAACGGGACAGGAGACCGUCCUAAAAUAGGACCAGGGAGUUUUGAUAAAAGUUUGGGAGCAAAAGCAAGCACGAGCAGUACCGCACAGAAGUGA
This is a messenger RNA of Melampsora larici-populina 98AG31, 390 nucleotides long. RefSeq lists its product as uncharacterized. The record is from RefSeq and is a predicted model, not a curated record. The transcript has 2 exons. Lineage: Eukaryota; Fungi; Basidiomycota; Pucciniomycetes; Pucciniales; Melampsoraceae. The coding region runs from base 1 to 390 and encodes 129 amino acids.